CAGAAGGCUAUAAAAACCCCGCGCAUGACCUUGCUAGAUCAAUAGUUCACAGCAGGACCUAGCAUAUUCAGGAUCCAUCAUCGCAAUGGAGCAGGACUCCUCCUACUGCUACCCCUACCCAGCUGCAGCACCAGCCGCGUCGGCGUGGCUCACCUUCGACACGGCCGACAGCGACGACUUGGACAUGCACAUGCAGCUCAACGCGCUCGUCCUACGCUUGGACGCCGACGAGAGUUCCGACUCCAUCUCUUCCUCUUCCCCCGCCUCUUCCUCCGAGGUGGGCAUGGGGUCGGAGAACAUGCGCGAUGCGCACCUGUCUCAGGAAGCCUCGACAGGCGAGAAGCGCCCGGAGGCCUUCAUCGGGGUGCGCAAGCGGCCCUGGGGCAAGUUUGCCGCCGAGAUCCGCGACUCCACGCGCAGGGGCGCCCGCGUGUGGCUCGGCACCUUCGACACCCCAGAGGCCGCUGCGCUCGCCUACGACCAGGCCGCAUUCUCCGCACGUGGCGCCGCCGCCGUCCUCAACUUCCCCAUGGAGCGCGUGCAAGAAUCACUCGGGGCGCUCGCGCUCGCGGUCUCCGCCGGGGGCUCCCCCGUCCUUGCACUGAAGCAUCGCCACUCCAGGCGCACGCGCAGGCGCAAGCUCUCCCCAAGCGAAAACAAUCUCAAGCCACAGUGGCGGCCGGCGCUUGGAGGCUCCGGCAUCUCCAGCAGGGCCGUGGUGGUUCCGCAGCAGCAGGUGGCGCCGCCCUGUCUGUACGGCGUGGUUGAGCUCGAGGACCUCGGCACUGAGUACUUGGAGGAGCUCCUCCGGGUAUCCUCCGAGCUGGAGUAUUAGUUAGCACAUCACGCCGCCGUCGUCGUCUUCAACACCAUUGCCUUCAAGCCAAUGCCAUGGCACGGCAAGCCAUCGAUUAGCAUGCGCGCACUAGUCAUGUCACUACCUGCAAUCUGUGUCUGUACCCCACCACUCAGUCUCGGUGGGAGCCAUGAAUGUGUAUGAAUAGUUGUAUAGUUUAUAUUUCUUCA
Phragmites australis (common reed) is the source of this 1026-nucleotide messenger RNA. Its product is annotated as ethylene-response factor C3-like. Gene Ontology annotation, molecular function: DNA-binding transcription factor activity; DNA binding. The coding region runs from base 86 to 835 and encodes 249 amino acids. Lineage: Eukaryota; Viridiplantae; Streptophyta; Magnoliopsida; Poales; Poaceae. The record is from RefSeq and is a predicted model, not a curated record. Gene Ontology annotation, biological process: regulation of DNA-templated transcription; ethylene-activated signaling pathway. The transcript has a single exon.